AUGGGCGCGGUGAACCGUUCGUUGAUCCGUUCACAACGUCUCGAUACAAUUAUGUAUACGGAUAUAACGUCGAGCGGAUCGGGCGAGUAUCUGAUGAGGCUGGGAUUGGGAACCCCUCCGGUGGAAUUUCUAGGGUUCGCGGAUACUGGGAGCUCGCUUAUAUGGACGCAAUGCGAGCCAUGCACGAAGUGCUUCAAGCAGCCACACCCUAUUUUUGAUCCCAAAGCCUCGGCCAGUUUCAGAGACAUCGGUUGUCAUUGGGGACAAUGCCAAAAUUUCUCCUCUAUCACGUCUUGUGGCCCGGGCAAUGCUUGUAUGUACAAACAAUCGUACCUUGACGGCUCUAUCUCGAGGGGGAUCCUAGUGUCCGAGACGCUAACCAUCGGGACUCACACGCUGCCUGGGAUGCUAUUGGGUUGCGGCCACGAAAACUCCGUGCUCGCUCCGGGAGGGGCAGGGAUCAUCGGUCUCAACAUGGGCGACCUUUCUCUCCUUACUCAGCUCGACCAAGACAUCAACGGCCUCUUUUCUUACUGCUUCGCGCCCCACGGGUCGAGCCGGCGGAGCGGGAUCAAUUUAGGCCUCAUUUCGAGUCACGUGGGGGGAGUCACAACUUCAUACACCAGCAACCCAGACACGGAAGCUUAUUACUUAACGCUCGAAGCGGUCAGCGUCGCCGGAACACGGUUGGAGUUUCCUGGCUCGGCGGACGGCGAGGGCGAUGGCGAGGGCAAUAUCGCGCUUGACACAGGAACCGUAUUGACGUUUCUUCCCGUCGAUUUCCAUAGCCAAAUGCUGGCCGAGCUUGAAAAGGUGGUGAAGGCGGAGAAAGCGCCGACCGAUAAGACCGGCGGUUUAAGCAAUUGCUACAUGAUGCGGGUCGUAAAUGAAGCCACCCUGCCAGAGAUACAGUUGCAUUUCAAAGGGGCGGACGUGAAAUUGAAGCCGGAGAACUCGUUCCCGAGAAUGACGCGAGAUAUUGUGUGUUUCGGCUUCUUCGGAUCCGGCCACAGUCCGGCGAUAAUGGGGAACAUGGCUCAGACAAAUUUUGUGGUUGAAUAUGAUCGCCACGCCCGGACCGUCUCUUUCGUCCCGCAUGAAUGCGGUUAA
Tarenaya hassleriana is the source of this 1110-nucleotide messenger RNA. Its product is annotated as aspartic proteinase CDR1-like. The record is from RefSeq and is a predicted model, not a curated record. The transcript has 2 exons. Bases 1 to 1110 code for a protein of 369 amino acids. Gene Ontology annotation, cellular component: extracellular region. NCBI's taxonomy places the organism in Eukaryota, Viridiplantae, Streptophyta, Magnoliopsida, Brassicales, Cleomaceae.